AUGGACGCCUCCGACGUUGAAAAGCUCCAGCCUAAGGACAAGGCCGAGCUCCUCCAGUUCGUGAACAACGAGCAACAGAGGACCAAGGUCCAGAGCCAAACACACAACCUCACCGAAGUUUGCUGGAAGAAGUGCGUGACGUCGAUCAAGGGCAACGGCCUGGAAAAGAGCGAGGAGCAGUGCCUGACCAGCUGCGUCGACCGGUUCCUGGACGUCAACCUGGCGACGAUGCAGCAUCUCAGCACCCUGAGGAGGUAG
Messenger RNA from Pyricularia grisea, 258 nucleotides. RefSeq lists its product as uncharacterized. The coding region runs from base 1 to 258 and encodes 85 amino acids. The record is from RefSeq and is a predicted model, not a curated record. The transcript is spliced from 2 exons. NCBI's taxonomy places the organism in Eukaryota, Fungi, Ascomycota, Sordariomycetes, Magnaporthales, Pyriculariaceae.